Molecule: messenger RNA, 390 nt
Organism: Purpureocillium takamizusanense
Lineage: Eukaryota; Fungi; Ascomycota; Sordariomycetes; Hypocreales; Ophiocordycipitaceae
Exons: 2
Coding region: 1-390 (129 amino acids)
Source: RefSeq, a predicted model, not a curated record
AUGAUUUCACCACGCAUAUACGAGUCGCUGCCUCAGGAAGAGCGGCGGCUAUGGCACUCGCACGUCUACGAGGUAAAGUCUGGAAUGCUCGUUAUGCCCACCGCGAUUGUACCGCAGGCCGCCUGGGAUAUGGCAGAGAAGCGCGAAAUGGAGCAGGUUGUGACGCUCUACGGCAAGGUCUAUCAUUUGUGGCAAACUGACAAAGGCUACAGAGUUCCACUUGGUGAUCCCAAGCUCAUGACGAGCUUCAUUGCCGAUGGGCAACUCGACUUUAAACUGGUCGCAGAGCGAGACCAAAAAUUUGGGACGGACUACGAGCACAAGAAGCGGUCGAGAGCUGAUAUUGAGUUCCCGACGAUCCACCCAGAUGCGGACAGGGCCUGGUCGUGA